AUGUUAGAAUUAAAGAAAAGUGAUGAAGAGGAUUUGGUAAGAAAUUGGCAAAAGUGUGCUGCUGGGAAGAUGAUCGUGAAAGAAGGUCAACUGGACUAUAAGUGGACCAUUCGACCAAAUGACCCUUCGUCAUUUGAAGAAAGCUUUAGUAAUGGCAUAAGCCCAAAUGACAUUCGUCCCACUGACCAAUUCAGCAUCAAACUCCGCCUAUCUAUGCAGUUGCCCAAAAUAUUCGAUCAGAGAUUAGAAAUGUAUGUAUAUGUACAGAAUAAUGCCCGGGAAAUGGACAACAAUAAUGCCCGGGAAGUUAAUAGCAGUAAACAAUAA
This is a messenger RNA of Brugia pahangi, 327 nucleotides long. NCBI's taxonomy places the organism in Eukaryota, Metazoa, Nematoda, Chromadorea, Rhabditida, Onchocercidae. The record is from the annotation of a GenBank genome assembly.